AUGACGUCCCUCAAGCCGCGGGAGCCCUACUCUCCGGCGGAGCUCCGGGCCCUCUACCCUCCAACCUCGAGCUCCACCAGGUCCAGAUCCUCCUCCGCCACGGCGAGAGAACCCCCAUCACCUCCCGCGCCACCUCGAGACGUUUGCCUCGGACGGCGACGACUCCCCAAGCUCGUCUGGGGCCCCCACGGCAACGUCGACAGCAUCUGCGACAACGGCACCCUGACCGACCAGGGCCGCCAGUCCACCCACGCCCUCGGCGCCCGCCUCCGGGACCUGUACGUCGACAAGUUGCGCUUCCUCCCGGGCACCAUCACCUCCACCGACUGGAUGUAUUUGCGCGCCACCCCCAUCCCCCGUGCGCGCGAGUCCCUGCAGCAGGCCUUCCUCGGCCUCUACCCCGAUGAGAGCCGUGCCCCCAACCUGCCCGCCCCGGCCAUCAUCUCCCGCAAUCCUGCCCAGGAGACCCUCUACCCCAACGACCUGCACUGCCGCCGCCUCGCCCACCUCGCCCGCCAAUUCUCCCUCCGCGCCGCCCAGCGCUGGAACGACUCCCCCGAGCUACGCUACAUCACCAACCGGAUUGGCAAGUGGAUGCCCCCAGAGCCCCAACGUCGCCAUCGACUCCAAGCCCAGCCUCGUCGGCGUCAUCGACACCAUCAACGCCACCCUCGCCCACGGGCCUGCCACCCGCCUGCCCCCGAGUUCUACGACCCCAAGCUCCUCGAGAUCGGCGAGAAGCUUGCCAUCGAAGAGUGGUUCUUUGGCUACGCCGAGUCCAACGAGUACCGCAAACUCGGCAUCGGCUCGCUCCUCGGCGACAUUACCCAACGCAUGGUCGUCUCCUCCGCCCAGCUCCCCGGCGUCGACCCCCGAGCUGACCCCCGCGGCGACACCCAGCGGCCCGCCAUCAACGAGGAGCUGACACGGACGCCCAAGGGCCGCAUCUCCACCCUUGACCAGGAAAGGUGGGGUCCCAAGGAGCAAGAGGCCCUCGACGGUUGGUACGUGCGGAUCCGGUACAACGACGAGCCCAUUGUCCUUCCUGGCUGUAGGAAAUCCGGCAACCAUCUCGACGGCGACGUGAGCUUUUGCACACUGUCCGCCUUCAAGUCCAUCGUCGACAAGUUCACGCCCACCAACUGGCGUCGCGAGUGCAGGGCCAACAUUGAUGCCCCGGCCUUCCCCGAGAAGCCAGAGCCGGCUGGCUAUUAA
Parascedosporium putredinis is the source of this 1215-nucleotide messenger RNA. The record is from the annotation of a GenBank genome assembly. NCBI's taxonomy places the organism in Eukaryota, Fungi, Ascomycota, Sordariomycetes, Microascales, Microascaceae.